Nicotiana attenuata is the source of this 1894-nucleotide messenger RNA. RefSeq names its product proline-rich receptor-like protein kinase PERK3. Gene Ontology annotation, cellular component: plasma membrane. The transcript has a single exon. NCBI's taxonomy places the organism in Eukaryota, Viridiplantae, Streptophyta, Magnoliopsida, Solanales, Solanaceae. The record is from RefSeq and is a predicted model, not a curated record. Gene Ontology annotation, biological process: protein phosphorylation. Gene Ontology annotation, molecular function: ATP binding; protein kinase activity. Bases 132 to 1151 code for a protein of 339 amino acids.
AUACAACAAAAUAUAGUCCUCAUUCUUUAUAGACCACACCCAAACUUUUCUUCUAAACACUCUCUCUCUCUCUCUCUCUCUCUCUCUUAUAAACCACAACACCAAAAAUUAUAGACAAAAAGAUCAUAAAUAUGAACCGUGGAGAAAUCAUAAUUAUUUAUAAUGUUAUUUUGGUUAUGCUCUCAAUUAUUAUCACAAUUCUUGUUAUCCUCCUCUUCAUAUGUUGCAAGAAAAAACCAAUCAAAGCUGAAGAAACUCUUCCCACAAAACAAAGUGCAUCCUCUUAUUCAUUGAUGGAUAUUCAUACAGCCACAGAUGGAUUCAACUAUCGUAGAAUCAUCGGUCAAGGCCGAAUAGGAAGUGUCUACGCCGCCAUAUUACCAAACGGAGAACAAGUAGCAGUGAAAAGAAUACAUCCAAGUUUAGUUUUAAGCAAUGCUGGCUUAGGUUUUUCGUCGAUAAUGAAAUGGCUUUCUUUAGCUGAUCAUCCGAAUAUCGUGUCAAUUUUAGGGUUUUCGGAAGCUCCUGGUGAAAGAAUUGUUGUUAUGGAAUUUGAAGGUAUGUUAAGUUUGGAUUUUUAUUUACAUCAAAAUUAUGAUGGUGUAGCUCUUUUGGAUUGGAGUUGUAGGUUAAGAAUUGCUGCAGGUGUUGCUAAGGGUAUAGAAUAUUUGCAUGAAAUUAUGGCACCUAAUAUAAUACAUGGUUGUAUUAAACCAUCAAAUAUAUUAAUAGAUGUUAAGUUUUGUGCUAGGGUUUGUGACUAUGGUUUGUAUUUUUUUUUGGGAAAUAAUUAUGAAAGGAAAUUAGGGUUAAUGGGAUAUGUAGAUGAUGAAUAUUGGAUUGAAAAAAAAGGUGGUUCAAAGGAAAGUGAUGUGUAUGGAUUAGGUGUGGUUUUGUUGGAGUUGUUGAGUGGAAGAAGAAAUAGUGAUAAUCAAGAAAAUUUGCUUGUGAAAUGGGCAUUGCCUUUGAUUAAAGAAAUGAAGUUUAGUGAAUUUUUGGACCCAAGACUUGUUAUACCAAGUGAUAUGAGACCUAUUGUUAGAUUGGCUAAAGUUGCUUUAGCUUGUGUUGGAAAUUCAAGAAAAAGUAGACCUUCAAUUGUUCAAGUAGCUGCUAUUUUGACUAGCUUAGAAGUUGGAUUAAGCUUCUGAGUCAGUGUAAAAAAUAUAAUAUAUAUUGUCAAUUCAGAGGCGGACCCAAGAUUUGAAGGUCGGGGUGCACUUGUGAAUUCAGUCGAAAUUUUCUUUGUAUAUAUGGUGCCCAUUACUAAUAUAUCAUUAUAUUCUAAAGACAUGCAUACAUCGAAUUUUUGUCGAACUUUACGGGUAUCAAUGACCUCUCUCGGUAUAACAUAUGUCCGCCUCUGAUUGUCAUGCUUACAUACUGGCGUUUGGUUGAAAUGUCUGGGUUUUUGAAUUUCCACAUUUACUAAUGCUGGGGGACCUAUAGGUCAUUGGUUCGAGUCGUGGAAGCAAUUAUUAAUGCUGGUAUUACGGUAGGCUAUUUAUAUCACACCCCUUGAGGUGUAUACCUUCCUCAUGGAUAUAUAGAUGGUGCACCGCGCGGUACAAAAUCCUCUGUUUAUGCCAUUUGUCAAGGCCCAAAAAUCAACUGAACAUCUGUGCGGCCUUUUUUCGAAUCCUGCAUAGUAUGGGAUAUUUUAUGCACCGAUUUAUCCUUCUUGUUGCUGGGAAAAAAAUCAAAUUAAUUGGGGAUAUGCUUUUGGACGGUUGUUUGUCAAUAUAUGACGGUGUCUAAUUGAUUUAUUGUUAUUUUGCUUGUGGACAAAGGAAUCCUUCUUUGAUUGUUAGGGGACCCUUCUAUUUUUCUUCUUUUGAGUGACCCUUUUUGUUGUCUCCUGUAUAUUAUAUAUAAUGUAGCAACGCUUUUUAGC